AUGGUGUUGCAGACUACUUAUCAAGACAAAGCUACUCAGACUGAGAACAAAAACGAAGAUGCAAUUGAAGAACUACUCAAAGCCAUUACUACACUUUGUACUAAAGUGGACAGUAUGAACAAUGAGAUACAAAAGCUAAAGACUAAUGAAGAUAACCUGAAGUCUAAAGCUAAUAUAAGUCAGCAGCAUGACUAUGAAAAUGCGGGGCUACAUCGAUCGGAAGACGGUAAAAUUCCAGAGAUAAAAGGAGACGAUGGGAAACUCCCUAAAACCCAUAAUGUUUAUUUAAAUACAGCUGCAGAUCACAGAUGUUCCAAAUGUAAUGGAGAAGAUAAUGUUAUACCAGAUGUUGAUUUGGAGUAG
Solanum pennellii is the source of this 363-nucleotide messenger RNA. RefSeq lists its product as uncharacterized. NCBI's taxonomy places the organism in Eukaryota, Viridiplantae, Streptophyta, Magnoliopsida, Solanales, Solanaceae. Bases 1 to 363 code for a protein of 120 amino acids. The record is from RefSeq and is a predicted model, not a curated record. The transcript is spliced from 2 exons.